Penicillium nucicola is the source of this 1107-nucleotide messenger RNA. Its product is annotated as pirin family protein. NCBI's taxonomy places the organism in Eukaryota, Fungi, Ascomycota, Eurotiomycetes, Eurotiales, Aspergillaceae. The coding region runs from base 1 to 1107 and encodes 368 amino acids. The transcript has a single exon. The record is from RefSeq and is a predicted model, not a curated record.
AUGAAACUCCUUUUCCCUUUUUUAUUCUGCAUCACCGCAAUUCUCUUUGCCUAUCACCCAUCUCUCAAAGACUCUCUCGUCUCUUAUAUCGACAAGAAGCUUUCUAUUAUUCGGCCUUUUACAAAGGAAGAAGCUACUGUUCCUCAGAUCACCACUCUCAACCUGGAACAUCCGAUUCCCAUAGUUCUUCCCGUUAACGACAUGGCUGUUCCUCGCGCAAUUCGCCAGGUGUUCCUUGCCAUCGAGCAAUCAGAGGGCGCAGGCGCUCGUGUACGCCGCUCUAUUGGCACUCCCAAGCUCCGAAACUUCAGCCCUUUCCUCAUGCUGGACCACUUCACUAUCGGCAAGGGUGCUGGUUUUCCAGACCACCCCCACCGUGGCCAAGAAACUAUCACUUAUCUGUUGUCCGGUGGUGUGGACCAUGAGGACUUUGCUGGUAACAAAGGUACUAUCGGACCCGGUGACCUGCAAUUCAUGACCGCAGGCCGCGGCAUCAUGCACGCCGAGAUGCCCCACGAGAAUGAGGACGGCAGUCCCAACGUUGGUAUGCAGUUGUGGGUUGACUUGCCCCAGAAGCUGAAGAUGUGUGAACCCCGCUAUCGUGAUCUACGAUCCACUGAGAUCCCUAUCGUCAAACCUGAUGACCGGGUCACUAUUAAGGUCAUCUCUGGACAGUCUCACGGUGUUGACUCUGUGCGCGAUUUGGCAUACACCCCUGUCUGGAUCCUGGACAUCUCUAUCAAGCCUGGUGGCCAAGUUUCGCAGCCUCUGCCCCAGGGCUGGAAUGCAUUUGCCUACACUCUGGCCGGAGAGACCGUCUUUGGCUCGAGCGAUUCAACCCGCAUUGUGAAAGAAUUCAACAAUGUCCAGUUCGAGCAGGCCGGUGACUUUGUCGAGCUAUCGGUCCCCGAAAAUGCAGAGGCUGAGUCUCGCGUUUUCCUUGUGGCUGGCCAACCACUAGACCAGAAGGUCGUUCAGUAUGGUCCAUUCGUACUCACCUCCCAGGAGGAAGUCUACCAGGCCAUGAUGGACUACCAGACCGCGGCCAACGGAUUUGAGAGGACACGGGGCUGGCAAAGUGAGAUUGGGAAAAGAAUGGCAUUCUAG